AUGAAUACGUAUGAUACAAAGCGAAAGUGAAAGGUCAUGAUUGAAGAGCCAAGUUAACCAUUCAUUUUUGCUAUUGAAUCAUGAAGCAUCGAAAAAGGAAAAGGUUUUAUAUACCUUUGAAGCAACAGCCAUUUCUUGUUGGAUUUUCCGGUAAAAUCAAGUAUGAUAGUAGAUUGAAGCCUCUGCGUAAGACUGGGAGAUAUAAAAGAUGGCUUGAGCUGGAAGAAAUUACCCGGCACAAGAAGAAAAUAUCAUUGGAAAAUUCUUCAGAAAUUAGCAAAGGAACUGGUAAUGUUGAUCCAUUUGCCAACAGUUUGCCGGGAAAAUACGAGAGCCAAAUUAACGUCAAAGAUAAAAAUUCUGUUAUUCGAACGGUCAAGAUUGAUUUGUUUUCGAAUGGAGAAAACUUGCUAAGGAUUCUUGAGGCUCAGUUUGGUUUAGAAUGUAUUACGGUUACCGUGUUCGUUUUAGAAAAAAAAAGUUGGACAGGAAAAAAUCCUUAUUUGAUCAAGGCAUAUUCUAUGACACAACAAUACGGCUGAAUACAAAAUUCAAGGAACAAAGGAAUAUAGGAAUGGAUGAUGUCCAACGACAAGAGCUGGCAAUUGAGAACUUUGGAACUGCAUUGACCUUAGAAGAAGUAGUUUGUAUCAAUAAGAGCGUAUUUGAAAGUGGGCAAAGUCAAAUAUUUGCUCGUGAUAUGAAAUCAAAUGCUCGAGCAAUAAAUGUUGACCUUUCUGCAAAUGGAACUGCUUUGAUACGAGCUCUAUGCGCAGAAUUUGGUGACGAAAUCCGUGGUUGGGACUUUCGUCAUGGUUCAACCAAGAUUGAUUUUACCUACUCAUUAUUGGACCAAGGAAUUACUCAUGGUUCUACUAUAGUCUUUAACGGCCAAGUUCUUGGAGGAAUGGACAAUGAAGAUUCAAGUCGAGAAAAUAUGGUUGGGAAUUCAUCGGAAAAUUCAGGAAACUGGAAACCUGAAAGGUGGACCAAGGCUGAAGUAGUCAAAUGGAUUGACAGUAUUUGUGACGAAUAUGAAAUAGAGAAAGAAGAAGUCGUUGAUCUUAAAAGAUCAAAUGGAAAAGGAUUAGAUUUGCUAAAGAAAGAAGAUUGGUUAAGGCGAUCACCCACGCAGGGAGAUAUGUUGUAUGAGCUGUGGAAACAAUUAAAGACUGAGGGUAGUAAUUCACCAAAGCAGCCAGAUAUAGUCUUUCCUGAGGAGAAGGAAAGAAGUCUGUACUGGAAGAGAAGCCGAGUGGCGCGAAGCAGACUGUACAAAAAGAAUCUCAUAGUGAAGCGAAAGUCGAUGACAGGACCAGCAGCCAGUGUAGCCGAGGGUGGUCGUAUUCAAAUAUUUAAUACGGAAACAGAUCCAGCCAGCUCUAGAUCCUCAGCUGUUAUGGGCUCAGAAGAUCAUCCACAUUUGUACGAGGAAAAAGAAGAACCCUCAUCACCUUCCUCUGAAACGUCUUCCCAGCAAGGCUUCGCGUAUCUCGAAACCUUCUCAGCUCAAGUAGACGGAGAAUUAUUAAGUGUGGGCAGCAAGAUAAAGAAAACAAACAGAAGGAUUUUUCUUCCUGUAACAUCUAGUUUUGACGAAAUUAGGAAAAAUGUUGUCGCAUUUAAGAAUAGUUUUGAUGGCGAUAUAUUUGUCGGUGUUGAAUUUGACGGUGAAGUGUCUCCAAGAUCGCUCGUAGAAGGGGAUCUUGUGCAAUGGAGAGAAAAGAUGGCGGCAAAGAUUGGUGCAAUUCUUCCUGGUGCAGAUGACCAGGUAUGCUUCUGCAAAAAUUUCGAUGAGGCAGCUGGGAAAAUUGGAAAAGAGUGUUUCAUUUCAAUCAUAAAACUUAAUAAUUCGCCUGACAUCCCGUUGGGAAUAAUUUGGAUUCAUGUUCCGCACGGGCAAGAAAAAAUAUAUUUUUCGAAAGCAACAGAUGUUCCUGCAUUUGUUCGUGUUGGUGCUGAAACAAAGCGAAUGAACAAUUACAAGGAAUUAUUUAGUCUUCUGGAAUCCCUUAAAUAUCGUGUAAUUAGACCAAGUCGGGAUUUUGAGCAAAUAUACGAGGAAGCCCGGUCAAACAUGGCGAGUAAGCAUACAUACAAAUUGUUUAAAACAAAGAAGGCAGAGAGUCACGAGCUUGAAUUUAAAAUGGUCUUCAGCCAAGAUCCUGUAAAGAAGAUAGCGGAAGAAUACAUCUCUAAAUAUUGUUGUGGUUUUCUCAAUUCUCAUUCUGGUACAAUUUACUUUGGUGUACAAGAGGACGAGGAUACGAAAGAGGGACUCGUCGUUGGCAUAGUUCUCCCAGAUGAGCAACGCAAUGAACUUAUGAAACGGUCAAUCGAAGUCCUUCAGGGAUUUUAUCCUCCAGUGGAUUUCAGCCAAAUCUUCUUUAGGUUUACCCCUGUCUUUAUUCCUUUUACUUCUGUGUUAAAAUAUCAAGAUGGCGACAAUGAUGGAAAGGUUGUUCUCCUGCAAGGUCCUGGGGAUGAAAUUGGCCAAAAGUUGCCUCGUUUUAUUAAGAGUAAAGCAGAGAAAAACUCUAAUAUACGUACCCGAGUUAUCCGGAUUAACUCCGAAAGUUUUUGUGUCGUGGGGGAAAAUUUCUCUGCCUCUGAAAAUUUAAUAAAUAAUGUGAAGGAUUUUCAAAAGAACUUAAAAAAGUCCUCUCUUAAAUCAAUCGAGGAAAGUGAUUUUCAAGAGAUACUCAAGGAUUUAUGUGUGGUUGAACUCCAUGUUGCAAAAUCAACGUACCCUGUUCACUUAACGAAACCACUGGAUACACAAAUAUUCGACUCCAAUGGAAAUUUGAUAAGUUUAUCUCACGAUGAGCUCAUACGUCGGUUUGAAAUGAAACCAGACUUUAAUAUCGAUAAGUUUUUAAAAGAUGUUAAUAACUUCGACCCAGCGGGUAACUCGUAUAUUAUGAUUUCAUCACCGUUCAAUUUACCACCUUUAGAACAAGACGUCUUUGGUUUAGUAAUACCUAAUUGGACUCUUGCAAUUGAUUUUGAUCAAGAUCCCAAAGAAGAUGGUCAUCUUUUUCAUUUGUUUGAAAAGCUACACGACGGAUAUCAUAAAGAGCGAGAUCGCUGUUUAGUAACGCCCCAGUCAGAUAAGCUUGACCUAAAUGCAGACCAUGGAGUUUGUUGGCUUGCUGCUCGCGGUCACAGAGGUAUUGCUGAUUCGUUGUCAAAGGAAAGCGAAGGUAAAAAUACAUGGAAUAUAACACACAGGAAAAUGAUUAAUACACUUCUUGACGAAGAGCUGACCCGCAACGUGAUGCCCAGUAAAAUACAUGUUGUAAUAUUUUGGGAUAGAGGAUGCAAGAGCCUCUCCUACUCCUUAAAUCUUCUCCUUGCUGACAUACUGAGCAUCUGUGAUAAUACAUCCGUGACAUUGGUAUGUUCUACAUCCGAAGCUCACUCGGACAUUGAUAAGGACAUGAAACUUCUGAAAGAAAACUGUACUAUUACCAAUGAGAGUAAUGUUCAUAUUGCCGCCCCAUUGCAUGUAUUGGCAAAACAUCUCGCAGUGAGUUUGCCAGAAACCUUUCGCCCUGAGGAUGACUACCAAGUACCAAAGAAGCAAUAUACCGAAAAUACAUCAUUGGUUACGGUGCCAACGGUGCUUCCUCAACGACUUAGACAGAAUAUUCAUGGUCGUUUGAAAAUGAUGUACAUUAACAAAAGUAGAAACGUAGAUGAAAAAAAAAUGGAUGAAGAAAGAAAAAAAUUCUAUACUGGUUCGCAAAUAAGCAUGCUCGGUCUGCGUGGAAGUAUUGGAAUUGAAAGAGAAAAGCUGAAAGAACUUGAUGGGGUGUUCCAAGAUUUGAAUAUUGACAAAAAAUCUCGCAUUUCAUUGAUAAUAGUCAAAGCGGACCGAGGAGCUGGGACUACUACGAUGUGUUUGCAGUUCCUCUAUAAACACCACGAGAAAAUACCAUGUGCCCAGUUAAUCGAAAUUCACCGCGACCUUUUGAGUUUUAUCGAAAAGAUCAACCAAAUAACCAAUCUCCCUCUUCUACUUUUAGUAGACGAAGAUGUUGGAAACCUGCAAGACUUCUUGGAUUUUAAAAAGGAUGCCGAAAAUCGUCGAACAGUAAAUAUAAUUUUUUUGUUAGUUGAACCGGUGCAGAUAGACAGAAAGCCCGCCAGAGAAGGACGAUCAGGGAAGCGUAAGAGACAAAGACGUAUUGGUGAUAGUUCAUUGUAUGGCACAUCUUGUUGUCGGGAAAUCACGCUUAAAAGAGAACUAGAAACGGUCGAAUUAGAAAAAUUGUCAUUCGAACUUUUAAAAAUUUGCCCCAAUGACGCUAGAGACAAAGUGACAGAUUUGAAAAAUCGUGCUUUGCUUGAUAACAGUCGCCUUUUACGAAGUUUUGCGUAUUUUAGCUUAACUGCAUUUGGAAAAGAAUUUUCUGACUUAUCAGAUUACGUAAAAUUCAGAUUGCAAAUGGCUACGGACAUACAGAAACAACUCUUAGCUUUCCUGUCAUUGACCCAUCUAUUCACAGGACAUAAACUUCCAGCGAGUGCGUUAGCGCGUUAUCUGAAUAAAGACAAAGUUAGUAUGAAGUCAGAAUUCCAAAACGUUUAUCUCCAAGAAAUGCUAAGCCCACCAGCACAAGAGACAGAUUCACGGCGAAUUUCGUUCCUAGAGGUUGCGAGUGAGAUUUUGAAUCAGCUCGCAGAAGAAAAUGAAGGUGAAGAAAACAUACAGGGCAAUUAUUGGUUAUACAUCAAAGACAUUGCUGUAGAAAUGGCAAGCAAAGUUCUCAGCGUCAACAUUGGUGCAUCCAAAAUCGAUCGUUUAACAAGGAAACUUUUUAUCAUCAGUGAAUAUGAAAGCGAAAAAUUCUCGUCCUUAAUCCGAAGUAUGCGCUAUAAAGGUAAUGCUGAUAUCGCUCGUGAUACACUAGUAGAGUUAGUUAAAGUCUUUCGGAAACAUCUUUCUUUCCGAGCUCAUUUACUCGCCCACUUGGGAAAGUACUAUAUGAUUGAGUACUCGGAUUUUCAAAAUGCGAAAUCGCGUAUUGAAGAAGCCGUAAAAGAUGUACCAAAUGACGCCCUGCUUCAUCACAUUCAUGGGGAUAUUAUACGCCGUUACAUUGAUAACUUGAAGAGUGAAGAGACUGUAAAUAUGCAAAAAAUUGUGCAGCUUGCUAUUGAAAGUAGCAGCUGUUUUCAGGAGGUUCGUGAACGGAGACCACAGAUGAGCUACGGCUACGUAUCCGAUGCGCUUGUUCAAAUUACUGUUAUGCAGGCGUGCAUUAAAUCUGCGAGAAGCGAUAAAGAUUAUGGAUUCGUUGAAUAUUUGAUUGAAAUGAUUGAACGUGUGAAAAGCUCUGGUAAACUAGGUGAACAAGAAAAAUAUUUACUAGUGUUAAUUACCAGCGCACACGAAUACCUUAAUGAAAGUAGCAAUGAAUAUGAGCAUAAGGAUAUACUAAGAAAAAAAUUCAAUGAAUGCAUUCCGAAAAUAACGGAGCUCAAGACUUUAUGUGAGAAAUUGGAAGCUGAGAGAAAGAAUUUUUCUGGGCAAAAGGCGUGGAUCGACGAAGUUAGCAAUAGAACAAACAGCUUAUUUUUGCAGCUCGAAAUCGAAAACAACAAAGAUAUGACUCAAGACGAUUUUGAGUUGCGCAUCAAGGAAAUCGAAGAACGUGCAUUUGACGAAGGCUCCAUGAAAUAUUGGUUUAGAUAUGUUAGAAAAAUACGAAUAGUGCCAUCACUUCCCAAUGUCGAAAAAAGAGUAAAGCGAUGGAUUGCACAAACAAAGAAGAUGAAUAUAAUAUCACCGCAUGCAGAAUUUUACAAUUAUGUUGUAGCAGUUUUGAUCGCUCUUAAGGAUCCUAACGAUGACCAAAAAAUGCAAAGAGCUGCUGAGCUGGUCAAGAAACAGCAGCGAAACAAAAGUGCAGGAGAUUCUCGAAAAAUACAUAAUACGUUAGAAUGGUUGUGUCCGAAGCAAGGUUCGCAUGUUAACUCUAUCGACAGUUUGCUCCUUAGUGAUGACCUCCUUAAAGAUAGCUGGGUUAAAGGAAAAGAAAUACCUCUUAAGGAAAGAUUGGAGAGCUGUCUUAGGAAAAAAAAUGUUUCCAGGUGGGACGGGGUUGUGGAAAAAAUCAAAAACGACUGGCAUGGUACUAUCAAGUUUCGUGGGCAUAUCGAUGUUUAUUUUUUACCACAGAGUAUUCGCUCGUCAAAGCCAGCAAUCGGUGAUACCGUAUCGUUUCAUUUAUCUUUCGACUGGCAUGGACCACGUGCCUGGUCAGUUGAGCGGGUCGCCGAUAGAAAUGCUUACAAAAAGACAUCAUAUUUGUCUGAUUCAGGCACAGAAGGUAGCGAUGACGAAAAGGAUGGCCAGGCCACAGGAUAUAAUGCCCCUCGUCCACUUUACUUCACCAACUUAGAGGACAAUGACAGCGAGGAAAAUACCUGGAGUCAUUAUGUUGAUAAACAGAUGAUAGGCACGGUUACAGCAAUGAAAGAGGAAGGGUAUGGUUUUAUUUCUCAUCCCGACGUGGAAGAUCACCUAUAAAUUUCUUCACCUAUAAAUAUGAUCAGCCGAUUGACGAUCUUAAAGUUCCUUGUACAUUUCGACGACAAUAAAAACAAGCUACGCGCUGUUAAUGUUCAUGUUGCAGAGGAAUCAGAGAUUGAUCUGCGAAUUAUGAGCUAUGCAAGACAAUUGGACAGAGACGCCGAAGGGACAAACAGAAAUAACUGGGGCCAUGUUGCAGAGCGUGAGCAAUCCAACUUUAUAAGAAACCCCUCGCGAGCAGGAUUAGAUUCCUUCAAUCCAGGUUACCAAACGGGGAAAAUUUCGAGGUUUUUUGAUGAUCGUGGUUAUGGAUUUAUUUAUGCAGAUAAUUUUGAAGAUCGUGUCUUUUUCCAUCGAGAUCAAUUAAUGCCAGACGUGGUGCCACAAGCUGGCACCCGCGUUAUAUUCUACUUAUCCACAAAUAAAGAAGGAUAUAUAGCCAGAAGUAUUAGUAGACUCUUGUAAUUUGUAUCAUUUAAUAUAUUUGUCCAAAGAAGCAAACAGCUUUCUUUAUUACAUGCAUGAAAAGAAAACCUUAAAUCUAAAUCUAAAACUUGUAAUCUAUAUCACUCAAGGUAUAUAAUAUAGUCCAAAGUUGAAAACAAUAAAAGCCCAUAGAAAAUCUCAAUAAGCCUUGUUCAUUUAUAAGCUAAUUACAUAAUUAUAAUGUUUAAUUACAUGUUUUAUUACAUAAUUACAAGUCACACAACAGUCCUUUUCACUUUUUCAGAUUGAAUCUUUAACACGAAGUGUUACAUCGAGCUAACUUAAGCGAUUGUCCGAAAAAAUGCCUGCUUAAUGCAGCAGAUUAUUAAGUAAUGUUUGUACUGAAUGACAGAAAUAUUAGAUAGCGACUCAUUUGUGUCAUUUUAUGAUAUGGCGAAGGGUUGCGAAUGCAUGCAUGUGCUAUUUUGAGAAGCAAUCGCAGAACACUUGUGAGAUGAUUAUGAAUUCGUCAUUUGCAUGGAACAUUGUGAAAACCGCAAGUGUCCAUCAUGCCAAAAAAUGUACGCAAUUUCCGAGUAACAUUUCGAGAAG
Dendronephthya gigantea is the source of this 7579-nucleotide messenger RNA. RefSeq lists its product as uncharacterized. Gene Ontology annotation, molecular function: sequence-specific DNA binding. The record is from RefSeq and is a predicted model, not a curated record. The coding region runs from base 443 to 6538 and encodes 2031 amino acids. The transcript has 16 exons. NCBI's taxonomy places the organism in Eukaryota, Metazoa, Cnidaria, Anthozoa, Malacalcyonacea, Nephtheidae.